This is a messenger RNA of Mycosarcoma maydis (corn smut), 3255 nucleotides long. RefSeq lists its product as uncharacterized. The record is from RefSeq and is a predicted model, not a curated record. Bases 1 to 3255 code for a protein of 1084 amino acids. NCBI's taxonomy places the organism in Eukaryota, Fungi, Basidiomycota, Ustilaginomycetes, Ustilaginales. Gene Ontology annotation, molecular function: DNA binding; DNA-binding transcription factor activity, RNA polymerase II-specific. The transcript has a single exon. Gene Ontology annotation, biological process: regulation of DNA-templated transcription.
AUGUCACAACGACCGCAGAGAGCCGCGGCGGUCCAAGCCAUCAAGGCGAAUAGUGCCACUUUGGCGCCACGAAGACGAAGCGACUCGCAGGCAUCCAUCAAGACGGUCACCUCGCAAAACUUCAAGACAGAGGAUCGAAGGUACGACGGAAGAAGCUCGCCGUCUAUGGACGUUGUCAUGCAGCGUCCCAGCCAUCAGGACCUGCGCAGGCACGAUGGGAUAGGCGGAAACGUCAACUCGUCCGACUUUGCUGCUGCGCACAACUCGAUCAACGCUUCCACCUACGCUCCCAAUGUCUUUCCAGUCUACUGGCCGACGCAAGAUGAUGCGUCCACUAUGGCUUCUGCGGCACCUCAGCCGAAUUCGGCUUCUGGUUACCAUGAGCCCCAAUUGUGGCAAGAGCCGCCGUCACAUGCUGAGCCGCAUCCUCUUUCGCACUACGACUCUGCUCCAAACCACGGCAUGUUUGACCUCCACUAUGGAUACGCAAACCAAAGCAACUCGCUCGGCCUCAAGGCAGAGUCGGGCCUCAACGUUGGCUUGAAUGGCGAGCUGGACCUCAGCCAGCGUGUGCAGCGCGAGCAGAGACCGUUUGACAGUGCCACCUCGGAUGCUUUGGCUCUACUCGACAACCUUCCCUUCAAGGCAAGUUCUAGCGCCGACAACGACUCGUACGAGGACAGCACCGACUCGGACCUGCCUCCCGAAAAGAAAAAGCUCUCGGCAGCCUUCCGUCCUCGUGGUCGCAAGAAGCGCAACAAGUGCACGCCCGAACAGCUGCAUAGUCUCGAAGCGUUCUUCGAGAAGAAUCGCAAUCCAACGGGUCGCAUCCGGCUUGAGCUUUCACGCAAAUUGCGCAUGCCUGAACGCAGCGUUCAGGUCUGGUUCCAGAAUCGACGUGCCAAGGUCAAGACGGUCGAGCGUAGAGGCGAUCCUGGCUCCGACUCGAGUAGGAAGAAGAGCUGUAGUCUCCGACUCAACGACAAGGAUGCUCACAGCAAAUCAGCCGGCGAUAACGCUCGACUCGGUCGAGGCGAUCCGGCUGAACUGGUACCGUCGGUGACUGCUAUUCCCACCUCGGCGCUUUGCAUUGGAACAUGGCGACGCGUGUCGCCGCUCAUCUGCUUUUUCUCGCGCCGUCUGCAGUCGCUCACGUGGUACCUCACCAGCGAGUCGAUCGGCUUCAAGCUGGAAAUCCCAUGGACGUCGAUUCGUAGUGCGUACUUUGAUGGGCCUUCCAACCCGUCAAUUGCGGAGCGUGCCGAGGGAGUUCGUGUGCCUCUAGGUCAUUUCGUCAUAGACCUUGAACGUCCCCCAACUUUCUUCAUGGAGGUUUUCCGAUCGGCUCCGCUCAAGGAGGGUAGCAACGAGGAGCCCAAGGUGAGCUGGCGUCAAUGCGAGGAUUUUACCGAGGAUCACCAAGCCAUGACAGUCAGUCGUCACGUCAUCAACGGCCCUUACGAGGAACUCCGAAUUGCUGUUCAGGCGUUAGCGAGAUGCAACGACGUUCUGAAGAGACUGAUCAAGUUUCACGACGAAGAGCAACGCGCGGCAGGGACGAUUCCAACCGGCUCGGCUUCGACUGCUGACAACUUUGGGCUGGUCGGCGAUGCGGUUGGUGUUCGAUCGGUGGAUGCGUUUGCAUCAUCUGCUGGAGCGUUUGCUGCCGCUUCGUUGGACAUGUGUGCCGCACCAAUGACGAGUGUCAAUGCGUAUGCAAAUGGUAUGCACGUUUCAAUGCAGAGCGUUCCCAUGUCGACCUCGUCGAGCGCUUCGAGCAUCCCCAAGAGUGGUUCGGCGGCAUGGCACAACUUCCGCACUCCGAUGCGAAUGGGCGCCGAGCCCGGCUGGGAAUUCGACAGUCCAGCCAGCGUCUCGACGAGCCUGUCGGAAGCUUCGCUCGACAGCCAACAACGUCAUCCACUCGCAUACAGCCCGUACGGCGUACCCACAUCGAUCGAGGCCAGCCCUCGUUCAGCUUUGGGUAGCUCGAUGGACCUCAAUACACUGCGCAUCGACACUGGCGCCGCCGGUGGAGGCAUGUCGGGCUUUAGUAGUACACCGCAUCACAUGCCAUUGAUCAGUGAUGGUAGCGCUCUUGGUGGCUCGCAAGCGGCCGCCGCUUUUAACGGCUGGGAUGCACGUCUCAGCUGCGAUUUGUCUUGUUCGCAGCGGAUACAAGAGCCGUACUCUCUGGCUUCUUCGGGCAUCUUUGACACGAACAGUGCUCAUCAUACGUCGUCGGCUGCUGCAAACAUGCCGACUUCAACCAUGAUGGAUACAAAUAACCUGGGUGGUGUGCCCUUGCAUCGGAAUGGCGACCAGCGACACGAUCACGCGUCCAACCAUGCGGUUGCUAACUAUGACGUUGGCUUGCAGCAGACGGUUGAGUCAUCGAACGCUGACGCCUCUUAUGCUCAAGAGAACAAGACGCGCCGCAACGGUUUCGAUGGCCACAAGGGCGCUUCCAACGAGUAUCACUAUGCAGGCGAUUCCGGCUCACUGCUUGAUUCGAGACGGCUUUCGCACACCGAGCCUGGCUCAGCACUUGACCACGCUGGCUACGAUGCAGAACGCGAGCGCGAGAGCGAAUCCGAUGGCUUGGCACGUAGAAGCGACCAGGAGCAUCACGCUGCUACGCUCAUGGCUGCACCCGGGAGUGGGAGCGGCGGAACAAGCAGCAGCAACAGUGGCAGCGGUGGCCAGCUGACGUCGCUCGAGGAAGAUGCAUUUUGCGCGAAAACGCCUACGACGCGCACGUGCUUUGGCGUGUCGGUGCAGAUGAGCGGCGUAGAUACUGGAGCGCAGUAUAAGGGUGUAGGGAAUGAACGGCAAGCUGACGAUGCGACCGACGCGUAUGAGUCGGGCGAUGAUGCCAAGCAUGCGCUUGCUGGUCGAGCGAGAUCCAAUACGUAUCGGAGUUCAACGCAUGGUGGACGACGGUCUGCGAACGAUGCGACGCAGCAGUCGGACGCGGUGCGUAGUGGACACGGCUCAGUGGGCCAAGGCAGAGCUGAAAACACCAACGAUGAUCACCAGCUGCCCACGUCUGGCAGCGGCCAGCCCGACGACGCUGAUGCACGCACUUGCGUCAACAUUUCUGGUCUGGCCGAGGCGCAAAUCGAUCCACCGGCGCUCGUGUCGCUCUCGUCUUCGCAUCUCGCUAGCCGUGAGCACUCGCCUGCAUCGUCGUCGAUAUCCAGCGUUUCAUCUUCGCGCUCGCUCGACCAGCACGCUGCCGCUGCUGAACCCUAA